UGCAAAUAGCCAACACACUCUCAUACAGACAUACAGUCCCAAUAUUUUCAUUUUUCCCAUUUUACCCCUCGCCGGAAAAUCACAAACCUCAACAUUUCUCCGAUCUAACACUCCGAUGCCGGCAAUACUCAGCCUAUCCACCGGUCCCGCUGUCAAAUUCUCCUUCUCUUGCAACAACCGAGCUUCCAACAAAAGAUUCCGCCGCCGUAGUCCGAUCCACGCCGUCGCUUCUCCGGUGCCGGCCACAUCGGCUAGCCUCUACGAGGUUUUGCGAGUCGAGCAGGAUGCGUCGCUGACGGAGAUCAAGUCUGCCUUCCGGAGCCUGGCGAAGCUCUACCACCCCGACGUUGCGGCCGUGAGGCGGUUGCCGGAUUCUGACGGCGGUUCCGGCACGGACGACGGCGACUUCAUCGUGAUACGGAACGCAUACGAGACGCUAUCGGAUUCUUCAGCGAGAGCUAUGUACGAUCUGUCUCUGUCCUCCCGGCGGCGGAGGUUUCCGGAGCCAUUGAGCGUGAAACGGAAUUCCGAUCAUUACUCGACCCGAAGAUGGGAAACGGACCAAUGCUGGUAGAUAGAGUUAAAAAAAUAAAAAAAAGGAAAAAAAAAAGAUAUUAGGUAA
Arachis duranensis is the source of this 622-nucleotide messenger RNA. Its product is annotated as chaperone protein dnaJ 11, chloroplastic. The transcript has a single exon. The coding region runs from base 116 to 574 and encodes 152 amino acids. The record is from RefSeq and is a predicted model, not a curated record. NCBI's taxonomy places the organism in Eukaryota, Viridiplantae, Streptophyta, Magnoliopsida, Fabales, Fabaceae.